GGCGCUGUCGGGAGCGGCGCGGAGCGGCCGGCAGCGAUGGGCACCUCGCUCGGCGCCGUCACGGAGCCGGCCGGCCCCAGGGCAUCCAGCGGCCGCUUCUGGGCUGUCGCCCUGGGAGCAGCGGCGGGGCUUUUCCUCCUCGGGUUCCUCAUCGGCUGGUUUGCAACACCUACAGAAAAGAAGACAUCUGUGAGUCCUCCUGAGGACAUGAAGGCGGCAUUUAUGGCUGAAAUGAAAGCUGAAAACAUCAAAGAGUUUCUCUACAAUUUUACACAGCUUCCUCACCUAGCAGGAACAAAGGAGAAUCUACAUCUGGCAGAGCAAGUCCAAGCUGAGUGGAAGGAGUUUGGUUUGGAUUCUGUUCAGCUGGUUCAUUAUGAUGUCUUGCUUUCUUACCCUGAUGACACUAAGCCCAACUACAUCUCAAUAAUUGAUGAGCAUGGAAAUGAGAUUUUUAACACAUCCUUAUCUGAGCCUCCUCCUCCAGGAUAUGAGACUGUUAGAGAUGUGGUGCCACCCUACAGUGCGUUUUCAGCCCAAGGAAUGCCUGAGGGUGAGUUGGUGUAUGUGAAUUAUGGUCGCACCGAGGACUUCUUUAAACUAGAACGUGAAAUGGGAAUUAACUGUACAGGAAAGAUUGUUAUUGCCAGAUAUGGGAAGAUCUUCAGAGGAAAUAAGGUGAAGAAUGCUGAAUUGGCAGGUGCCAAGGGAAUUAUUCUGUACUCUGACCCUGCUGACUACUGUGCCCCAGGAACAGAUCCCUAUCCAAAUGGCUGGAACCUUCCAGGUGGAGGAGCCCAGCGUGGAAAUGUAUUAAACCUAAAUGGGGCAGGGGAUCCCCUGACACCAGGUUACCCUGCAAAAGAAUACACCUACCGAUUAGACAAAGCCAGUGGUGUAGGUCUCCCAAAAAUUCCAGUUCAUCCCAUUGGCUAUCAUGAUGCUGAGUCAUUGCUGCGCAAUAUGGGAGGAUAUGCACCACCUCAUACUAGCUGGAAAGGAAAUUUGAAUGUAUCUUACAACGUUGGUCCUGGUUUCACAACAAAUUAUUCCACAAGAAAGGUGAAAAUGCACAUUCAUAGCAACAAUGAAAAAAGAAGGAUUUACAAUGUGAUUGGUACCAUCAGAGGCACAGUGGAACCAGACAGAUAUGUCAUCCUGGGAGGCCACCGUGACUCAUGGGUAUUUGGUGGUAUUGAUCCUCAGAGUGGGGCGGCUGUGGUUCAUGAGAUUGUGAGGAGCUUUGGUAAACUGAAAAGGAAAGGGUGGAGGCCAAGGAGAACAGUGAUAUUUGCAAGCUGGGAUGCAGAGGAAUUUGGUUUGUUAGGAUCGACAGAGUGGGCUGAGGAAAAUGUCAAAGUAUUGCAAGCACGGGGAGUGGCUUAUAUCAAUGCAGAUUCCUCCAUCGAAGGAAACUACACACUACGAGUGGAUUGCACACCACUAAUGUACAGGCUGGUGUACAGUCUGACUAAAGAGAUACCAAGUCCUGAUGAGGGGUUUGAAGGAAAAUCUCUUUAUGAGAGCUGGUAUAAAAAAAAUCCAUCAACAGAAUAUAAAGAGGUCCCCAGAAUAAAUAAAUUGGGUUCUGGCAAUGACUUUGAAGUCUUUUUUCAACGUCUUGGCAUUGCUUCAGGCAGAGCACGUUACAGUAAAAACUGGAAUGUAGAAAAAUAUAGCGGCUAUCCAGUUUACCACACUGUCUAUGAAACCUAUGAAAUUGUGGAGAGGUUUUAUGAUCCCACUUUCAAGAAUCAUCUGACAAUAGCUCAGGUACGGGGAGGGCUGGUGUUUGAAUUGGCCAACUCCGUUGUGCUUCCUUUCGACUGUAGAGAUUAUGCAUCAGCUGUGAGCAACUAUGCUCACAUCAUCUAUAAUUUGUCAAGGAAUCAUGAAGAGGACCUGGCAACAUACAGUGUUUCCUUUGAUGCUCUCUUUUCAGCUGUGAAGAAUUUUACAGAAGUUGCUGCUAGCUUUCAUGAGAGACUGCAACAAAUAGAUACCAAUAACCUACUUGCUGUCAGAUCACUAAAUGAUCAGCUCAUGUUGCUAGAAAGGGCUUUCAUCGAUCCUCUUGGAUUACCUGGCAGGCCAUUCUAUAGACAUGUCAUCUUUGCUCCAAGCAGCCAUAACAAGUAUGCAGGAGAAUCAUUCCCAGGGAUCUAUGAUGCCAUGUUUGACAUCAAAAACAAAGCAGAUCAACGUGAAGCCUGGGAAGAAGUUAAGAGGCAGAUUUCCAUUGCAGCCUUCACUGUGCAGGCAGCAGCAGAAACACUGAAAGAAGUAGCUUGAAUAUCAACAACAUAAUCAUCAAUGAAGACUACAUAUGACAGUUUGCAGAAGCCUUAAAAAUGGAGCAUUUAAAAACACUAGGAGGAUUAUUACAAAGAACACCAGAAAAAAAUGGUGUUCUUUGCAUCCCACUUGGGCAUGUUAUUUGCAUUUACCAGUGUUAACAAGGUAAUCUACUCUAUUCAGAGAGCUCAGUCUUUUGGUAUCUUCUGAAGUGAGAGUGAAAAAAUCUCAUGUUUUCUGUCAGCUUCAUACUUUAAGAAUUGCUAAUCACUGGAUUUAUUUUCAGAGCUUUGAAUUUUGCUAGCUUGAUUAUUACAAGAGUCUUCAUUGUGCAUCAGGAAACCAGAAGUCAUUUCCUGUUUCUAUCAGUUUCUAAUUUUGUUGUUGACUUUUUAUUACUUACCUUGGAGUUGAAUAAUUAUACUCCAAGAUAGCCCUUUCAGCUCUCCUUUUACACAAAGAUUCAUGUAUGAAGAUGGGAAAACUGUCACAUACCGUGUGCAGGAUAUAUAAUGAUCAUAACAAGUUUUGGGCAGACAGCCCAGAAUACUCAUCCAUGACGUUCUUCACUUCACAUGCUGAGUCUUGCAGCUGUUUACAAAUAAAAUUAAGCAAGAAGCCUUCUAGUCACCAGUGUAAAAACAAGGCAAUACAUCUUGUCAGAUGUAUAAUCAUCUCACAAAACAUGUCUUUUGAGAUUAAGACCUUCUUUUAUCCUUUUAUCCAAUAUCUACCCCUGCUAUGCCUCUUCCAUAUCAAGGUAUUUUUAAUAUUAAGACAAUCAGAAGCAAAUAAAAUUCAUCAUGUACUUAGUUUGAAUGGAUUCCAAAUUAUUACCAUCUCUGUAUAGUCUGUUUUUCUGAUUUUGGUGUGCAGCUCACACUUAGGACAGACUGCUCAAAAGACUACUAUCUACUUUAUCACUGCUGGCCACUCCUCUGCUCCUUUUGGCAGUGGAGAAUUCAUGAUGACAGUCUAUAAGACACCUCUCACAAAAUUAUCCAGGAUAGUUUAGAUCAUCAGUUAGGUUAACCUAGAGGAUUUUGUCUGCAGCAAUCAAGGGAAUGAUAACACAAAUCCACCAUGUAGAGGGGAGCAGCAAUAAACAGCUUCUGUUGACCAGGUGGAUACAAAAAGAGUAUUCUUCUGUUGCUAAGGAAGAUGAACUGAAACACCAUGUUCCAAAAUUGUGGAUAUCUUUCCCUAUAUGAAUUGUAAGCUUUCUCAGCAACUUUUUCUCUCAGUCCAGAAGACAUACUUUUUAAAUCUCUGGCAGAUAAUAUACAAUGUCAGGGCCCAGAACCUCACAAAAUACGGAGAUAGUUAACACUCUUAAACUACAGCAACAUCCAUUCUAAAAAAAAUACGUGUCCCCUAACCACUGCAGAAAAUAGGAUAUAAGAACAGAAGUUCUCUCCUAUUGACUCUGUUCCCCUGCACACAAAAACGUCAAGGCUAACUAGUCCAAAGAGAAUAAGUGCCCAUUAGGCUGGUUGUAGCAUGAUGGUUUACAUGAUGUUUUGGUAAGGUGGGAUUCAAAUUGUCCAGUGCCUUUGCCCACAUCUGGGUCUGCUUUGUGACCCAUCUUUGCUCAGUGCAAACCACAACCUGUAGUAGUGGAAUUUGUAAAGUAAAUGGAGCUUUGCUUAAUUUUUUAAGAGAAGAAUAUCUUUAGAAGGACUCACUCCAGCUCUUUCCCCAAGCUCUAACCCAGUCUCCUAUCAAAAUGAUCUUAGGUCAAAGCCCCCAUGCUCUGUGCUGUCAGUGGGAGUCUUUCCCCACUCACUGGUCAGCAUGAAGCUUUUCUGAUCUCAAUUUUGAGAUGCCUAACACUUGGUGCUGACAGCCACAGUGAUUCUUACCUGUAGCUUAUCCAGCAUCAUCUUGGAUGUUCCUAGCCCCACUACAUAAACCCACCCCAAUUCACAAAUUUGUCAAGAUAAACCAGCACUUGUUCUGUUUUUCCUUGGUAUACUGAGCUGCGACUUGUGUCUGUUCAACAGCUUCUUCAAGAGCUGCUAAGACAUCUUUGCAUCUUUAUCUGGGGCUUGCUGAGAAAGGGGAAAAUAGACAGCGGGUGGUGUGCAGGAUAGGUAUUCCAUGGUAAGCUGUCUGUGCUAAUAAGUGUCUACCUCAGGCUCCUUCGUUUCUGUGAGGAAGGAAGCACAAGUGUCUAGUCCAGCAAGCCCCAAGCUAGAUGUGGCCACACCUAGCAUUUAGACACAUUAUGGCCCAUUCUAAAGUUCUUGAUUAGUUUUUAAAUUUAAAAUAAAAUGCUUUUUAGUCUUCAAGAACUUCUAUUGAAAUCCUGCUAAGAAUGUUCUUCUUCCUAAAUCAUUUCUUACUGUCAGUCUUCUAUGGAGUCUAGAUAGAGCCACUGUAGCCUUCAGCUCCUCAGAGACUAUUCCCGGCAGAAGUGGCUGGUGUCAUUACUGGACAGCAAAGGACAAAGCCUAUGUAGCAAAUUACUGAAGCUACAUGAUUUGCAGUCGGGUGUCUGAGCUGUAUGUCAAAAUAUAUGCAGGGAUGCAUAUGCAACUGUCCAUUUCCUAUAUGUGUCACUAGGAUUAUGAGUUUUAAACAAACAAACAAAAAAAAGACAAACAAACAGAAUUGUGUAUGCCCUGAGAAAUGUCAUUUCACAUGACUCAUUUACAAGGAUAAAAAGAAGUAAGGGUCACAUUUCACAUUUAUGAACAAAAUCAGGCCAGCUGACAUGCCAACAAAUGAAGAACUCUAGUUCCUACCAGAUAAACGGGGAACAAUGGUGAAAUUAAUAAUAUGCAUUAAAAGCACUGUCUGUUAAUAUGUUCUUGCAAACAUCGUAGCUGCACUGGGAAAUGUUUCCAGUCAGUUGAUUUUUAGAGCUCAAAAACUGUCUGAACCAGUCACGUGUACAAGGAGGUGUAUGCUAUGAAGCAGUCUGAUAAGGAAAGGCAGACAAUGAGAAGCCAGAUACAGGAAUAACUACUUUUGAAGUAUCUGUAUUUUUUGUUAGAUCUGCCAGUGUAUCUCAGAGGCAUAGCUAUUAGCUAACUCAAGCCCUGAGUGUGAAAUCCUUUCUAUACAAGAAGUCAAGAUAAGGUUUGUGUGCUAAUUCUCUUUCAGUGAAGUAGAAUUUAGGUCUUUUUUUUUCUAGACUUCUAUAGUGAGUUGAAAUUCACUCUUAACACUGCCAAGUGCUGUUGACCAGAUUAACUGGUUUGGCUCUCAAGCUCUGAUACUAUUUCAUAGUAAUUGUCCAAAAAAUGCUGUUGAAUUAGGUAAAAAAAAACCCAACAAAAAAAAACCCCAGUUGUUAACAAGAACAAAACCCAAAAUCAACUAAGUAUGUUGAAUUUACAGCUUCUUGAUCAUCUAACCUGAGACAGUUGUUCAUGUAACUACAGAUGUUUUCAGCUAGAGAUGGCCAUUAGCAGAGUUCUUUACUAUAAUCAACUUUUGGUUCUUUUAUGUUCUAAAUAUGCUGUAAUUUAUACUUGGAAGAACUAAGAUCCUAAUACCUGACAGCUCCUUGCAAACACUCAUUUGACUUUUACAGUUAUUGCAGACAAACUCAUGGAGUCAUUAUUUAUAUACAGCACCAGAUCACUUAAUUACAAGGCAAGAGCUGUAGAAGUAUUUAGCAAGCAGAGGGAGGAACCUAGCUGGUACUGUGGCAUCCUUUCUAAUUUGAGAAAUUACAUGAAAACCUCUGGAAGUGGAAUGAAAAUUGUAUUUUUUUGAAGAAAGUACUUCCUAUCAUAUGAUCACAAAUUGGAUGCUCUCAGAAUUUUCCAAAGAACUUCAUACAAUGACCAUCCUAUGCUCUAAGAGUCUAAAUCAAAUUAAAUUAAACCAUACCUGUGUGUGGAAGCCAGCAAUGACAGUGUUAAUUUGGCUGGAAAGUCUGUUGACCUGGGAGCAUAAUUUCUAAAUUAAGAUGCUGUUGACACAGAUCUUACUUCAAGUGUUAGUUUAGAUGACACAGAGCAAUCCCUGGUAGUCAAGAUCUCUGAGAUGGGACCUGUGCUCAUCUCUGCUUGUAUGAUCAGUUUGAAAUGUGCUGCUGGACUACAGACAAUACCGUAGUGGAGCAGAGCAGCCAACUCUCACAGCUGGAGUCAGAUUAAAUUAUAUUCUUUCACUUGAUGGACAGCAGCUCCCCAGAGCCAAAGAUUGGAAUGAAUGGAAGAAUAUCACACAAUUAUAGGAUCAUAGGGUUGGAAGAGAACUCAGGAGGUCUCUAGUGCAAACUCCUGCUCAAAGCAGGGUGAGCUCCAAGGUCAAACCAGGUUACACAGAGUUUUAUCCAGUCUAGUCUUGAAAAUCUCCAAGGAUGGAGAUCGCAUAACCUCUCUGUGCAACAUAUUCCAGUGCUUCACUGCCCUCAUGAUGGAAAAGCUUUUCCUUAUAUCCAGAGAGAACCACUUGUUGUUUCAGUUUAUGACUGUUGUUUCUCAUCCUCCUGUCAUGCACCACUGAAGAGUCUGGCUCUGUAUUCUUGAGAAAGUUCUUGUACAUGCUAAAAGAUAUCAUUUGGUUUAUGCACAGUCCUUUACUCUCUGCUUCACUGGGUACAUUCCUGUUGUAGAAGAAAGGGUCAAAGUUUGCAAGCUGAACUUGUCAGCUGCCAGCAAUGUAAACUUUAUUUUAGCUGGAAUCUGAUAAUAGACUUCAGAAGUUCAAGAUAACAGAGACUGCAACUCAGUGCAUCAAAAUCUACUACCCUUUUAAUCUGGUAGUCAGAUGGACUGCAGAGGCCGUGAGAGAGUUCUGGGGGACUGUGUAACUGGCAGAGUCAGAAGGAAACUACUGAUUUGAGAUUGCAGUUGAGCAUUCCCCUGUUGCCAUUUUUCCUGCAAGAGCUGCCUUUCCCACAAACCAGGGCCCUUUGAUCUCUCAAGACACAAGUUCAACCUUUAGUCGGACAAUAGGUCAAGCAGCACAACAUUAGCGUAUCUUUCUUGCUGCAGAUAUUAACCUUUGGGGCCCUGUUGCUGAGCAGAUACAAUAUAAAAUAUACAAACCCUGACAUUAAUUCUGUGUAUUAUGUAUUUUUCUGUACUGUUGCUGGUUUCGCUAAUUGGCUGCAUAGCAUAAUUAUCUAUUCAACAAACAAUUGUGUACUGUUUUUGCAUUUGGCAUGUGUAUCUUUGCCAUUUUUGGAGCUUUUCUAGUUUACCAGCAUAUUUUUAAUUUUUUUUUUUUUUUUUUUAAACUAAGUAGAAUAUAUGUAGCUAUCUGCAAGUUCUAGCUUCAUCUAAACCUCACUUUUGUUCUUGCUCUCAACGUGCAAUUCUCACCACUCCUGAGCUCAAUAUGAGGCCUGUGCAGUAACUGACAGUUUUCUUGCUAGUUUUAAAAGUGCUAUUAAUUUGAAGAGGUACUCUGUAUUCAGGAGCUUGUCUGUGUUUUGGACCUUUUUUUGGUUUUGUCACCUGGUUUGAGAA
This is a messenger RNA of Tyto alba (common barn owl), 7727 nucleotides long. RefSeq names its product putative N-acetylated-alpha-linked acidic dipeptidase. Bases 37 to 2292 code for a protein of 751 amino acids. Lineage: Eukaryota; Metazoa; Chordata; Aves; Strigiformes; Tytonidae. Gene Ontology annotation, molecular function: carboxypeptidase activity. The record is from RefSeq and is a predicted model, not a curated record. The transcript has 19 exons.